AUGGCGGUAGCCGGCCCUAUCUCCAUGGGCCCCGCCCUGGGUCUCUCCUCCGCGGCUGGCCUCAUCUCGAUGCUCGAGGAGACCGAGGUGCAGCUGCAAACCACCGCGCUGCGAUCGCUGAACAAGGUCAUCGACACGCACUGGGCCGAGGUGGCGGGAUCCAUCUCGGUCAUCGAGGCGAUGUACGAGGACGAGUUCUUCGCACAGCGCGAGCUCGCGGCGCUUUUGGCCUCCAAGGUCUUCUACCACCUCGGCGAGCUCAACGAUGCGCUCAACUACGCACUCUGCGCCGGCAGCAUGUUUGACGUCACCGAGUCCAACGAUUUCGUCAAGACCCUGCUCGCGAUCGACGAGUACAUCGAGCAGAGGCAGAAGCCCGAAGCCGAGCAGGCGAUCGACGCGCGGCUCGUGUCCAUCGUCGAGCGGAUGUUCCAGCGGUGCUUCGACGAUGGUCAGAUCCACCAGGCCAUCGGAGUCGCGCUCGAGACCAAGCGCCUGGACAAGCUGGAGGAGGCCAUCCACAAGAGCACCGACGUGGCGGAGGCGCUUAACUACGCGACAAGGGUGUGCCAGACGCUCGUCACGUCGAGGGAGUUUCGCCGCGAGGUGCUCACGGUGCUGGUGCGCAUGUACGAGAGCGAUCACGUGGAGAACAACUACCUGAACGUGUGCCAGUGCCUCAUGUUCCUGGACGACGCGGACGGCGUAGCGGCGAUCCUCACCAGGCUCGUCGAGGGCGAGGAGGACGAUCAGCUCUUGGCGUACCAGAUCGCCUUCUCCCUGUGCGAGAAUGAGAUUCAAAAGUUUCUUUCCAACGUCGCGUCCAAGCUGGCGCCCUCGCCCAAGGAUACCCCUCGCGAGAACGGCGCCGACGAGGACGCCGCCAUGGAGGACGGCGAGGAGGACAAGAAGGAAGACGAGGAGAAGAAGGCGGAGGAGAAGAAGGAGCCCAUCGCGCUGCUCCGCUCGGUGCUCUCCGGCGAGCUCCCCGUCAACCUCCACCUCGAGUUUCUGUACUCGCACAACGCCGCCGACCUCCUGCUGCUCAAGCAGAUGCGUUCCGCGGUGGAGUCCAGGAACUCCGUGUGCCACUCCGCGACCGUGCUCUGCAACGCGUUGAUGCACGCGGGCACCACCGUGGAUACUUUCCUCAGGGAGAACCUCGACUGGCUCAGCAGGGCGACGAACUGGGCGCGGUUCUCGGCGACGGCGGGGAUGGGCGUGAUUCACCGCGGGCAGCUCAACGAGGGCCGCACGCUGAUGGGACCCUUCUUGCCCCGCGAGGGCGGCGCCGGGGGUGCGCGCCCGAGCCCCUACACCGAGGGCGGCGCCCUGUACGCGCUCGGUCUCAUCCACGCCAACCACGGCGAGGGUAUCCUGCCCUUUCUGCUCGAGUCGUCCCGCUCCAGCAACAACGAGGUUAUCCAGCACGGCGCGUGCCUCGGCCUCGGUCUGGCCGCGCUCGGCUCCGGCAACGAGGAGGUGUUCACCGACAUGUUCCGAAUCCUCCGCACUGACGGUGCCAUCGCGGGCGAGGGUGCCGGCGUCGGCAUGGGCCUGCUCCUCGCGGGCUCCGGCGCCGUCGACAAGCAGCAGCAAAUUCUCAACUACUGCCACAAGACGCAGCACGAGAAGAUCAUCCGCGGGUGCUCCGUCGGCCUGGCGCUCACCGCGUACGGCCGCGAGGAGGAGGCCGAGCCCCUCAUCGAGCAGAUGGUGCGCGACAGCGACCCGAUCAUCCGCUACGGCGCGUGCCUCGCCACCGCAUCGGCGUACGUGGCCACCGGAAACAACGCGGGCAUCCGGCGCCUCUUGCACGUCGCCGUGUCCGACGUGUCCGACGACGUUCGAAGGGCCGCGGUGAUGUCGUUGGGUUUCGUGCUGUGCUCCACCCCGAGCCAGUGCCCGAGGGUCGUUAAGCUCCUCGCGGAGUCUUACAACCCCCACGUGCGCUACGGCGCCGCGAUGGCUGUGGGUAUCUCGUGCUCCGGCACGGGCAUGAAGGAGGCUGUCGCGCUCCUCGAGCCCAUGCUCACCGACGCGGUUGACUUCGUGCAACAGGGUGCGCUCAUCGCCAUGGCCAUGGUGAUGGUGGAGCAGUCCGAACAGUCCCUGGCGCCCUUCCGCAAGAGGCUGAUGAACCACAUCCAGGACGAUCGAGAGGUGACGAUGACCAAGAUGGGCGCCAUCAUGGCGCAGGGCAUCAUCGACGCCGGCGGGCGAAACGUGACCAUCGGCCUCCGGGCCAAGUCGGGCUACCCAAGGAUGACCGCCGUGCUCUCCAUGCUCGUGUUCACGCAGUACUGGUACUGGUACCCGCUCUCCUACUUCAUAUCCCUCACCUUUGUGCCCACCGCGUUCAUCGGCCUCGACUCCCAUCUCAAGAUGCCGAUGUGCUCGGUGACGUCGCACUGCAAGCCUUCGCUCUUCGCCUAUCCCGCGCCUGUCAACCUCGACGACAAGAAGGACAAGGGCAAGCUCGUCAAGGCUGUCCUCUCCACCACCGCGAAGGCCAAGGCUAAGGCGGCGAAGAAGGCCAGGGAGGAGGGCAAGGAGGCUGAGGGCAUGGACGUCGACGGUGACAAGAAGGACGACGAGGCUGAGGGCAUGGACGUCGACGGCGACAAGAAGGACGACGAGGAGGAUGCCGAGAAGGAGAAGAAGAAGCCGGAGCCCACGAAGGAGGAGCUGUCCAACCCGGCGAGGGUCACGCCGGCGCAGGAGAGGUACGUGCGGUUCGACGAGGGCAGCAGGUUCGUCCCGGCGGUGGCGGAUCUCAGGCGCGGCUUCGUGGUGCUCAAGGAUACCACCCCGGGGGAGGACAUCGAGUACGUCGCCGCGACCAGGACCCUGGUGCCGGGGGUGACAAACACGGGCGGCGGGGCCGCCGCGGCUGCGCCCGUGGAGGAGGAGCCGGCGCCGCCCGAGGAGUUCGAGUUCGACCCGAACGACGUGUAGGGUGUACGAUUCGUUUAUUGUUGUUCCCCAGAGUUGCGUGUGUUGGGAUGAAAUGCAAACAGAAAAUGAGGAA
Molecule: messenger RNA, 3031 nt
Organism: Micromonas commoda
Lineage: Eukaryota; Viridiplantae; Chlorophyta; Mamiellophyceae; Mamiellales; Mamiellaceae
Product: proteasome regulatory complex component protein
Exons: 3
Coding region: 1-2958 (985 amino acids)
Biological process (GO): regulation of protein catabolic process; proteasome-mediated ubiquitin-dependent protein catabolic process
Cellular component (GO): nucleus; proteasome storage granule; proteasome regulatory particle, base subcomplex
Molecular function (GO): enzyme regulator activity
Source: RefSeq, a predicted model, not a curated record